AUGAAUAGUUACUCUUUUCUCUUGGUUAUUCUGCUUAACCCUCGAUACAUAGGACCUUUCCAAAUACUUAAAAGAGUCGGUCUAGUAGCUUAUCAAGUAGCCCUUCCCCCAUAUCUGUCAAACCUUCAUGAUGUUUUCCAUGUCUCACAACUUAAGAAAUAUAUUCCCGACGAGAGUCACAUUUUAAAACCAGAGACGGUACAGUUACGAAACGAUUUGACAUAUCAAGCAUCACCAGUUCAGAUCAUAGAAAGAAGUGAUAAGCAGCUGAGAGGCAAGACUGUUCGCUUAAUCAAAGUAGCUUGGGGACAAAGAGGAGAAGAAGAACACACUUGGGAACUAGAGGAUAAGAUGAAAGCUGAUUACCCGUAUCUAUUCUCAAGUAACUGA
This is a messenger RNA of Arachis stenosperma, 390 nucleotides long. RefSeq lists its product as uncharacterized. NCBI's taxonomy places the organism in Eukaryota, Viridiplantae, Streptophyta, Magnoliopsida, Fabales, Fabaceae. The record is from RefSeq and is a predicted model, not a curated record. The transcript has a single exon. The coding region runs from base 1 to 390 and encodes 129 amino acids.